Molecule: messenger RNA, 2844 nt
Organism: Sander lucioperca (pikeperch)
Lineage: Eukaryota; Metazoa; Chordata; Actinopteri; Perciformes; Percidae
Product: papilin-like
Exons: 18
Cellular component (GO): cell surface; plasma membrane
Molecular function (GO): serine-type endopeptidase inhibitor activity
Source: RefSeq, a predicted model, not a curated record
AUAUAAGAAUACAAGAAGCAAGUAGAUAGCUAUAUUUCCAUCAAUUCAGGCUCUCAGAACUUCAGACACAGCAGGACAGAAGUGUUAAGAUGGAGAAAGCAAUGAUUCUGGUUUCUGUGCUGCUCCUGGGGUGGACCUGGACCCUCCAGGGGGUCCCUGUUGAUGGGGAUGAGGUGGAGCCCUCUGUGGCUUCUGAGGACGUGGAGGAUGCAACUCUGCUCAAAGCUCCUCUGUUCAGUGCUACAGAAGUCUGUGAUCAACCACCAGAACCAGGUCUAUGUGGUGCUUACAUUCCACGUUACUUCUACAACUCCUCCUCAAUGAGCUGCCAGCUUUUCAUCUAUGGAGGGUGUACGGGCAACCAGAACAACUUUAAAACUGAGAAAGAGUGUAUGCAGAAUUGUCACACUGAAGAGGUCUGUAAACAAAGACCAAAAACAGGUCCAUGUAAGGCGCACAAUCCACGUUACUUCUACAACUCCUCCUCAAUGAGCUGCGAGCUUUUCAUCUAUGGAGGGUGUAAGGGCAACCAGAACAACUUUAAAACUGAGAAAGAGUGUAUGCAGAAUUGUCACACUGAAGAGGUCUGUAAACAAAUACCACCAACAGACGGCCCAACGUGUUUGGGGAAUUUCCCACGUUACUUCUACAACUCCUCCUCAACGAGCUGCCAGCUUUUCACCUAUGGAGGGUGUGGGGGCAACUUUAACAACUUUGAAACUGAGAAAGAGUGUAUGCAGAGAUGUCACACUGAAUAAGUCUGUGAUCAACCACCAGAACCAGGUCUAUGUGAUGCUUACAUUCCACGUUACUUCUACAACUCCUCCUCAAUGAGCUGCCAGCUUUUCAUCUAUGGAGGGUGUAAUGGCAACCAGAACAACUUUAACACUGAGAAAGAGUGUAUGCAGAAUUGUCACACUGAAGACGUGGAGGAUCCUCUGUCCAAUACCACUCUGCUGAAUACAACUCUGCUGAAUCUGCCCAAUAAAUUUAUUUUUAAUGCAACAAAGGUCUGUAAACAAAGACCAAAAACAGGUCCAUGUAAGGCGCACAUUCCACGUUACUUCUACAACUCCUCCUCAAUGAGCUGCGAGCUUUUCAUCUAUGGAGGGUGUAAGGGCAACCAGAACAACUUUAAAACUGAGAAAGAGUGUAUGCAGAAUUGUCACACUGAAGAAGUCUGUGAUCAACCACCAGAACCAGGUCUAUGUGAUGCUUACAUUCCACGUUACUUCUACAACUCCUCCUCAAUGAGCUGCCAGCUUUUCAUCUAUGGAGGGUGUAAUGGCAACCAGAACAACUUUAACACUGAGAAAGAGUGUAUGCAGAAUUGUCACACUGAAGACGUGGAGGAUCCUCUGUCCAAUACCACUCUGCUGAAUACAACUCUGCUGAAUCUGCCCAAUAAAUUUAUUUUUAAUGCAACAAAGGUCUGUAAACAAAGACCAAAAACAGGUCCAUGUAAGGCGCACAUUCCACGUUACUUCUACAACUCCUCCUCAAUGAGCUGCGAGCUUUUCAUCUAUGGAGGGUGUAAGGGCAACCAGAACAACUUUAAAACUGAGAAAGAGUGUAUGCAGAAUUGUCACACUGAAGAAGUCUGUGAUCAACCACCAGAACCAGGUCUAUGUGGUGCUUACAUUCCACGUUACUUCUACAACUCCUCCUCAAUGAGCUGCCAGCUUUUCAUCUAUGGAGGGUGUACGGGCAACCAGAACAACUUUAAAACUGAGAAAGAGUGUAUGCAGAAUUGUCACACUGAAGAGGUCUGUAAACAAAGACCAAAAACAGGUCCAUGUAUGGCGCACAUUCCACGUUACUUCUACAACUCCUCCUCAAUGAGCUGCGAGCUUUUCAUCUAUGGAGGGUGUAAGGGCAACCAGAACAACUUUAAAACUGAGAAAGAGUGUAUGCAGAAUUGUCACACUGAAGAGGUCUGUAAACAAAUACCACCAACAGACGGCCCAACGUGUUUGGGGAAUUUCCCACGUUACUUCUACAACUCCUCCUCAACGAGCUGCCAGCUUUUCACCUAUGGAGGGUGUGGGGGCAACUUUAACAACUUUGAAACUGAGAAAGAGUGUAUGCAGAGAUGUCACACUGAAUAAGUCUGUGAUCAACCACCAGAACCAGGUCUAUGUGAUGCUUACAUUCCACGUUACUUCUACAACUCCUCCUCAAUGAGCUGCCAGCUUUUCAUCUAUGGAGGGUGUAAUGGCAACCAGAACAACUUUAACACUGAGAAAGAGUGUAUGCAGAAUUGUCACACUGAAGAGGUCUGUAAACAAAGACCAAAAACAGGUCCAUGUAAGGCGCACAUUCCACGUUACUUCUACAACUCCUCCUCAAUGAGCUGCGAGCUUUUCAUCUAUGGAGGGUGUAAGGGCAACCAGAACAACUUUAAAACUGAGAAAGAGUGUAUGCAGAAUUGUCACACUGAAGAGGUCUGUAAACAAAUACCACCAACAGACGGCCCAACGUGUUUGGGGAAUUUCCCACGUUACUUCUACAACUCCUCCUCAACGAGCUGCCAGCUUUUCACCUAUGGAGGGUGUGGGGGCAACUUUAACAACUUUGAAACUGAGAAAGAGUGUAUGCAGAGAUGUCACACUGAAUAAGAAAAGCUCCCAGAGCCAAAGUGUUUGGACUGUUCAAGUUCAUUUUUGAGGCAUACAAACUGAAAUUCAGUCCAGGAGAACAUGUUUCCUGGAGGAAAACUGGGUGGGAUGAAGAAACAACGCUGCUCAUCUGAACUUACCUUACAGAUGCUCUUUCAGCACUCACUUAAAAUGUAUAUGUUCAGUUAUAUCAUAACAGAUUACCAAUAAAACAACUAUCUCAAUA